GACGCCUUUCGUUACGUUGGUAUUUUUGCAAUCGAUAUAAUUAUCCGAUAUAUCGUAUUCCUACUCGAAAUCUAACAUCCCUAGAUGUCAUUUUUAAUAUCAUUGCAUUUUUGUAUUAAAAAAUUUAAAAAUACAUUGAUAAUUAUUUAUUCACUAUAAUGGCUGAUCCAGAACUAGAAAAGAUAAGACAACAAAGACUUGCACAACUACAAGCUCAACAUGGGGGAGGAGAUCCAAACCAAGCUAAAGCUCAAGAAGAAAGAAUGCAAGCGAUGGAAGAGGCUAAGCAUUCGAUUCUUACUCAAGCACUCAGUCAAGACGCCAGAGCCAGAUUAAACAUAAUUAAACUUGGUAGACCUGAAAAAGGUGCAAUGGUGGAAAACAUGAUCUGCAGAAUGGUACAGAUGGGACAAAUACGUGGAAAAAUAUCAGAACAGGAAUUAAUUCAGCUAGUGGAGUCUCUUAACCAACAAAUGCCUAAGUCAUCAAGCACUGUUAAGUUUGAUAGAAGAAGGGCUGCUCUUGAUUCUGAUGAUGAUUUGUAGCAGACUGUCACUAGUUUUAAGCACUCCAACAAGUUAACAUAGAACACAUUAAUUUAUAGAUUUAUUAUUAACCUCAAGCAAGUUUUUUCAAACUAUAAUUCCUUGAUAUUACUUUGUAUUUUAUUUC
This is a messenger RNA of Diatraea saccharalis (sugarcane borer), 672 nucleotides long. Lineage: Eukaryota; Metazoa; Arthropoda; Insecta; Lepidoptera; Crambidae. The record is from the annotation of a GenBank genome assembly.